This is a messenger RNA of Sinocyclocheilus grahami, 2638 nucleotides long. Its product is annotated as large proline-rich protein BAG6-like. The coding region runs from base 14 to 2638 and encodes 874 amino acids. Gene Ontology annotation, molecular function: polyubiquitin modification-dependent protein binding; misfolded protein binding. The transcript is spliced from 16 exons. Lineage: Eukaryota; Metazoa; Chordata; Actinopteri; Cypriniformes; Cyprinidae. The record is from RefSeq and is a predicted model, not a curated record. Gene Ontology annotation, biological process: ERAD pathway. Gene Ontology annotation, cellular component: BAT3 complex.
UGUGUACAUCUAGAUGUCAGUGCAGCAGAUGCUGGCUGGUGUUGGAGAAAUGGGGCGUAAUGUCAGAGUGAGCACCAGCACAGGAAGCAGUGGCUCUGUGGAUGUCCAUAUCAACGUGGACCAAUCAGUGCAGAGCGAGCCCAGGAUGAGGCUCCAGCUGGCUGAAAGCUUGCUGCGAGAGACACAGGCUUUAAUCCACAGACUUGAGGGUCAGUCAAGUGAACCGUCAUCUCAGCAAGAGACACCACAUCCUCAGCCAUCAUCAUCCUCAUUCUUAGCACAGCCAAUGGACAGCUCCCCACCUCCACCUUCCUCCUCAUCCUCAGCUUCACAGACAGAAGGAGCAACUCACUCUGGACCCAAUCACCCCAGCCCUUUAGAGUUGGUGGAGGUUCUGUCAGAGGUGCGAAGGGUGGAGGAGCGCCUCCGUCCAUUCAUGGAGAGAACACAUUCCAUCCUUGGAGCGGCCAGUUCCGCUGACUACAAUAACAAUACUCAAGAGCGAGAGGAGGAUCAGCGCACUCUCAAUUUGAUUGGAGAGUCACUCCAUCUCCUUGGCAACACAUUGGUGGCUCUGAGUGACCUCCGAUGCAAUUUAUCAGCUCAGCCACCCCGCCACUUACAUGUGGCGCGGCCCAUGUCUCACUACACCUCCCCUGUUGUGCUGCAGAGUGGACCGCCCCAUAUUCCCAUUCCAAUGAACCUGGGCUCCACUAUGACCAUGACGGCAAACAGCAGACAGACAAGCGAGGGUCAGGCCCAAACCUCACAGCCCAGCAACCAAUCAGAGCCUCAGGGUCAGGCACCACCUCCUCCACUGAAUGGAGCCAGUCAACAGACGGGUCAUGGUCAGGGGACGCCAAGAGUGAUCAGAAUCACUCACCAGACCAUGGAGCCAGUGGUCAUGAUGCAGAUGAACCUGGAUGCAGAUUCAGACAGUGGAGUGCAGGGCCAAAGGCAACAGAACCCCAGAGCUGCUGGAGAGACUGGCACCACAGCACCCAUCCAUGUACCAGGACUGCCACCGGAGUUCAUGCAGGCCAUCAUUCAUCAGAUCUCCCAGCAGGCUGUGGCCAUGGCAACCGCAGCCUCUGCUGGGCAGCAGCAGGGCACUGCAGGCACAGGUGCCCAGAGUGCAGACAGCCCGGCUCCUCCGCCACCUCAGGCCAGGGUGGUCAUCACACGGCCCACCUUAUCUCCACGCAUCCCCCAACCAAUGAGCACCAGAGGGACCACCAUCAACCUGCGGGCAACAGUGCCCCCACCAGCAGGACAACAGACUAACCAAGGCAACCCUAUGACGUCCUCUCCUCUCACACAGAUGGUCAGUGGUUUGGUAGGGCAACUUUUGAUGCCAUUGCACACAGGCGACCAGACGUCCACUACCUCAUCGUCCCAUUCCUUCUCUUUCUCUACCUCCACAGCUACCCCUUCCUCCUCCUCUAUCUCCUCCUCCACUGCUCCUCCAUCCUCUACCAACACAUCCGGUCAGACGUCCACCCACACCACCAGUACAGCGUCCAUGGGUCAGUCCCAGGAAGGCGGCCCAGGAGAUAACCUAGCUCAGCUGCUGGGCUCACUUUUGGGAGGAGUUGCGGGAGCUGGUGGAGGGGUGUCUGGAGGUCCUCCCUCCAUUACAGUGACUGUUCCAGGUGUCCCUGCAUUUAUCCAGGGCCUGUCUGAGUUCAUUCCGUCUGGCCAGCCUGUGUUUUCUCCACCAAACCAGCAGCCUCCACCCUCACAAGCCACGCCUUCUGCCCCUUCAGGAGCUGCCCACACUACCGCCCCUCAGCCUCCCAGUGGAGGUGGAGAGACCCUCAGCCCUGAGCUUUUCACAGGCAUCGUGCAGGGCGUCCUGUCCACAAUGAUGGGUUCUCUGGGUGCUGGUCAAGGCAACACUGAGAGCAUCACCCAGUUUAUUCAGAGACUUUCCCAGACCAGCAACCUCUUCACUCCUGGAACUGGAGAUGCAGUGGGGUUCUUUGGAGAUCUGCUGUCUCUGGUGUGUCAGAGUUUCUCAAUGGUAGACAUGGUUCUGCUGCUACAUGGUAAUCCUCAGCCUCUGAGCCGCAUUCAGCCCCAGCUCAUGGCCUUCUUCACUGAGCACUAUCUACAAGGCCGAGAGCCCACCGAUGCCAACAUAGCUGUGAGUCUGAGCUCACACUGCUUUAUGGAAGAGGGUCUGUCUCCUGCUCCUUCCACCACUGCAGAGGAAGUCAUGGCAUCCUCAGGAGACACUGCUGAUGGUGAUGAACCACCUGGCAGGCCAUUGUUAGAGGAGACACGAGGAGCAGUAGCCAUGGCACCAGUAGACAGGGAGGAGUCAACUGGAGAGGCGGAGCCAUGGGCAGCAACUCUUCCUCCUGAGUGGGUACCCAUCAUAAGACAUGACAUGUUGACCCAGAGGAAGAUGAAAGCACAGCCGCCUCUGUCUGAUGCUUAUCUGCAUGGGAUGCCAGCUAAGAGGAGGAAGAUCACACAGGGGGAGGGUCCUCAUCCCUCUCUCGCUGAGGCUGUGAGUCGAGCUGCCAGAACAGCAGGGGUGAGACCUGUUACUGCCCCAGAUAACCUACAGGGGGAGCUGGAGGCACCAGAGCUGCAGGAAGUUUAUACACAACAGGUUCUGAUUGUGGAGUGA